This is a messenger RNA of Camelina sativa (false flax), 1152 nucleotides long. The record is from RefSeq and is a predicted model, not a curated record. Lineage: Eukaryota; Viridiplantae; Streptophyta; Magnoliopsida; Brassicales; Brassicaceae.
AUGACGAUGAUAUCCGAUCUUUCCCAGGAUUUGUUAGAUGAUAUAUUCUCUAGGAUUCCAUUGACAUCUUUGAGAGUAAUAAGAUCCACUUGUAAACGAUGGAACGAUUUAUCCAAAGAUCGGAUCUUAUGUAAAGCAGAGGCAAAUCAACUGUUUAUAGGGUUCAUUUUGAAGGAAUUUAAGGUUUUUUCAGCGAAGUUCAAUGUCCAUGAUAUAUUUAACGAAGAUGGUAAAAAGCUCGUUAAUCCAUCUAUAAAGGAGAUGAGUCAUUUAUUUAAUCAAGUUGAGGUACGUGAAAUCAUUCAUUGUGAUGGCUUAUUGUUAUGCGUCAUUAGAGAUUACACUAGCCUCGUGGUUUGGAACCCGUAUUUGGGUCAAAUCAAGUGGAUUGAACCCGUAAACGCUUACAAGAAAUUUGACAUGUAUGCUUUCGGACACGACAACAACAAGAACCGUAACCACAAAAUCUUGAGGAUAUACGAUGAUGACAGUGCAAAGAAGUCACUAGACUACCAGAUAUACGAUUUCAAGUCUAAUUCAUGGAGAGUUAUUGAUGCCACUCCUCACAAUCCUGUAUGGCAUUAUUCUCAACACAGUGCGUCGUUGAAAGGAAAUACUUACUUUCUUUGUGUAGAAUUCAAAAUGGGUUGGGUGGUCGACGAUUUUUUAAUCUGUUUUGAUUUUACAAGUGAGAGAUUUGGACAACAUAUUCCUCUCCCAUCUCACUAUUGUUCUGCAUAUUAUAUGUCUCUAUCUUCUGUUAGAGAAGAGCACCUUACGGUGUUAUAUGAUCGUUGGCACGAAUCUAAGGUUGAGAUAUGGGUGACAACUAAGAUUGAGCCCAAUGCAGUGUCAUGGAGUUGCUUCUCAACAGUUGAUGUUUCUGAUUUGAUAUUUAAGGGUUUAUCUUCGAGUUUAUUCAUCGACCAAGAGAAGAAAAGUACCAUAGUAAUUUAUAAGAACAUAUGUAGAAACAUGUUUACCUCUGAUUGCAUCACAGUUUACAUCAUUGGAGAGGGUGGAUAUUCGAAAAAAGUGAAUCUCGGAAGAGCUAUGAAUGUCGGAGAUAUGUCGUAUGCUCGCACACUAGUGUGCUCUUAUGUUCCAAGUUUAGUGGAAAUCAAUCAAGGCCAAGUAUCAUUGCCUCUAUAA